Messenger RNA from Tupaia belangeri chinensis (Chinese tree shrew), 1321 nucleotides. RefSeq names its product THAP domain containing 3 (gene THAP3). Bases 44 to 745 code for a protein of 233 amino acids. The record is from RefSeq and is a predicted model, not a curated record. Lineage: Eukaryota; Metazoa; Chordata; Mammalia; Scandentia; Tupaiidae. The transcript is spliced from 5 exons.
AGGUUCACCCCCACGCCCCCAUCCUCGCAGGCCUGCUCUGGAGAUGCCGAAGUCGUGUGCGGCCCGGCAGUGUUGCAACCGCUACAGCAACCGCAGGAAGCAGCUCACCUUUCAUCGGUUCCCAUUCAGCCGCCCGGAGCUGCUGAAGGAAUGGGUGCUGAACAUUGGCCGGGGCAACUUCAAACCCAAACAGCACACGGUUAUCUGCUCCGAGCACUUCAGACCCGAGUGCUUCAGUGCCUUUGGAAACCGCAAAAACCUGAAGCACAAUGCCGUGCCCACAGUGUUUGCCUUUCAGGACCCUACACAGCUGGUGAGGGAGAACACCGAUCCUGCCAGUGAGGGGGGAAAUGCCGACCCCCAGAGAGAAAAGGUCCUCCCUGAGCUGGGGGCUGGGGAGCACAGCUCGGUGAGGAACAUGGACACCGCACUGGGAGAGCUUCAGCUGCCCCCAAAUGCUGAAAGCCCUGUAAGCCAGGUCUUAACACAGCGACCAGAAGCAAGAGAGGCCACCCGUCAGCUGAGAAGGCCCCUCCCCAAGCAGCCAUCUGACCACAGCUAUGCCCUUUUGGACUUGGACGCUCUGAAAAAAAAACUCUUCCUCACUCUGAAGGAAAACGAAAAGCUCCGAAAGCGCUUGAAGGCACAGAGGCUGGUGAUGCAGAGGAUGUCCAGCCGCCUCCGUUCCCACAGAGAUGGGCAGCGGGGACUCCAGGCCACGCCACGGCCAGAGCAGCAGAGCUGAGCCUGCCAGGCUCUGGACUACAGGGGUUUUGGGGCUCUGGCUGUAGACAUUUAUUUCCGCUGCUGAAGCUGAGAAAGCGACAGUGAAGCAUGCCAGGCAGGGGAUCAAGACAGCAGCUGAGGAGCCUGGGGCUAGGCCAACGGGGCUGUGGGCAUGACUGUCAUCCUCCCCUCCAGGAACCAAGAGGUUCAGUCAGAGGUGGUAUCGGUGUAGCACAGGGUGAGCAGGUGUCACUGGACGUGGGGCACAAGGAGCUGCCUGGGUCCUGGUGCCAUACAUAACCCCCUUCUCACGGGCACCUGAGGGACAGCUGGGCCCAGGGUUAUACUUGGCCUGUGGGUCACUCCCACCACCCUGUAUAAGGGGAGCAAUGGCUGGUUCCGUUACAGGGCAAGGGGCCUCCAUCAGCCUGGACAGCCAGCUGAGUGGCUGCCCUGCCCUCUGCUUGGGGAGGACCCCUCUCCAACUAGCGGAGGGGACCACGGCAGUGCUAACUCCGUUUGGUCUGUUCCUGCCACGUUUUGCUGCUAUGUUGGACCUCUUGUUCCUAUUAAAGAGUGGGCAGGAUGUGACUAC